This is a messenger RNA of Daktulosphaira vitifoliae (grape phylloxera), 965 nucleotides long. RefSeq lists its product as uncharacterized. Lineage: Eukaryota; Metazoa; Arthropoda; Insecta; Hemiptera; Phylloxeridae. The coding region runs from base 52 to 441 and encodes 129 amino acids. The record is from RefSeq and is a predicted model, not a curated record. The transcript has 3 exons.
GACGUUAUAUUUUAUUCAGUGACAUUAGUAUACUGUGAAUCAUAUACUAUUAUGUUGACAGAAGAUGUGAUGGUUCAAAUAGAAUGUGUACCACGAUCACAUAACUUAGUUGCUCAAGUUGAGGGGAUUAAAGACGCUACUCCACAGACCUCGAUAUUAUUUUCUGAAAUAAUUACUCAGACUAACUUUAAUACGCCUGAAACGCAAACAGACAAAUUCGAUUUGAUAAAUUGUGGAACACAAACUGUUCUAUUGUCAGAUGAUAUAAUUUCAAAAAUACAAUCCAUGGCAAAACCUCAUAAGUCAAAUUCAUUAUCCAAAAGUUAUACGAACAGCACUGGUUCACAGUGUUGCAUCUUGUCUAUUCCAAAUGAUCUUCAUUUGGACAUUUUGAAAGCAUUGUCUUUGGAAGCAAGAUGGUAUUGUGAAUGGAUAUCAUGAAACUCAAUUCGAUAACAGACCAAAAUUAUAUACGUUAGAAAAUAUGUCUCAAAUGAAAUUGGCGAAUAAUUAUAAUUAUAACAUGAGAGUACUGUACUCCCGAAAAGAUUAUUUUUGCAUGACAAAAGUUGUAGAUAAACAUAUCACAACGUCUAUGGAAAAUAAAAUGACUAAAUAUUAUAGACAGACUGAUAUUCAAAAUUGCAAUUACAAAUCACGAAAAAAUAAACUUUGUGCAACUAAAUAUGGAGAUCGUUGGUGCUAUAGAGGAAUUUGUAGUACUAUUGAAGAUAAUGUGAACGGGGGAGAGAAUUAUGUAAUUAAUUUACUAGAUUGGAGAGUAUCAGUUACUGUGAAAGCUGGUAAAAUUACGUAGAUGGAGAUGUGUUUUAUGAAACAUCCACCUUUGACAGUUAAACGUACCAUAUUAGAUAUCAAAGACAGUAUUAAUUUGUUUGUUCAAAAAUUAUCAAUUUAUUUUUAUUUAGAUUUCAAGUUAUCAAAUGCACAUCAAAAAAAUAUUC